Spirometra erinaceieuropaei is the source of this 315-nucleotide messenger RNA. The record is from the annotation of a GenBank genome assembly. NCBI's taxonomy places the organism in Eukaryota, Metazoa, Platyhelminthes, Cestoda, Diphyllobothriidea, Diphyllobothriidae.
AUGGUCUUCGCCGCUCGUCAACUGCAGGAGAAGUGCCAGGAGAUGCGGACCCACCUGUGCUCUACCUUAAUGGACCUGACGAAAGCCUUCGACACGGUGAAUCGUGAAGGACUGUGGAAGAUCAUGCAGAAAUUCGGCCGUACGGAACGAUUCACUCAGAUGGUGCGUCCGCUGCACGAUGGUAUGAUGGCGCGAGCCACGGACAACGGAGCGGUCUCGGAGGCAUUCGCAGUGACCAACGGAGUGAAGCAGGGAUGCGUGCUGGCGCCUACCAUCUUCAGUCUUAUGUUUUCUGCCAUGCUGAUGGACGCCUAA